Molecule: messenger RNA, 2760 nt
Organism: Ochlerotatus camptorhynchus
Lineage: Eukaryota; Metazoa; Arthropoda; Insecta; Diptera; Culicidae
Gene: Plod
Product: procollagen lysyl hydroxylase
Exons: 5
Coding region: 342-2510 (722 amino acids)
Biological process (GO): peptidyl-lysine hydroxylation
Cellular component (GO): endoplasmic reticulum
Molecular function (GO): procollagen-lysine 5-dioxygenase activity; iron ion binding; L-ascorbic acid binding
Source: RefSeq, a predicted model, not a curated record
CAAACGUUCUCAAAAUUGGUGUAUUUAUUAUUUUAUUCCAUCAACCGACAAUGUGUGGUACUGUUGCUGUGGCUUGCAGUUUUAAUUAGUAUUACAGAGAUCGUGUACAAUUUCUUCUUUCGUUCGACACUGGCUGGCGGCAGCGUCUGGCGAUUUCAAUCGAGUGAGUACAUUCUGGAAGAACGGAUCGUCGUAGUCUUCGUGCUGGAAGGAUUCAAUCUCUUUCUCGCUAUAGGCGUCGGUAGGAGCGGCCAUUUCACACGGUUGCGAUAGUGUUUUCAAAGGAAUUUGACACGGUCCUGUGAAUAAAUGUCCUAGCAUUGUAAGCAAAUCAAGUCGAAAUGUGUUCCAGAAUAGUUUUAGUGCAGUUUGUGGCAUUGUUCAUCAUCGGACUAUGUCACCGGUGCGUGGGAGAAGAAAAAUCCCCUCUAGUAUUUACGGUUGCCAGCAAUGAGACGGAGGGAUAUCUGCGAUACAUUCGUUCAGCGAAGUACUACGGGAUUGAGGUAACCACCCUCGGUAUGGGAAAACCAUGGCUCGGUGGUGACAUGACCAAACUGGGAGGAGGCUACAAGAUCAACCUGCUCCGGGACGCACUGAAACCGUAUAAAGCGGACGACGAUCGGAUGGUACUGUUUACCGAUAGUUACGAUGUGCUAUUUUUGUCCACCAUGGACAAAAUCGUCGAAAAGUUCCAAACAUUCAACACAUCGAUCCUGUUCGGUUCGGAAGGAUUCUGCUGGCCAGAUGAGGAACUGAAGAGCAAGUAUCCAGUGCUGGAGGGCAGAGGUACACGGUUCCUGAAUUCGGGCAUGUUCAUGGGGUACGCCUCCAAGGUGUAUCGAAUGCUGAAGACUCCGGUCAAGGAUACGGACGAUGAUCAGCUGUACUAUACCAAGGUGUAUCUGAACGAACAACUGCGAAGUGACCUGAACAUAAAGCUGGAUCACACGGCGGCUUUGCUUCAGAAUUUGAACGGAGUGGAAGAACAGGUUGUUUUAGCCUUGACUGAAGACUCCAAGGUAGCGUACUUGAAGAAUACGGAGUAUUCCACGAUUCCAUACGUCGUUCACGGCAAUGGACCGAGCAAGAUUGUUCUGAACGGGUAUGCAAACUAUCUGGCGGGGGCUUUCGUCGACGGAGAGUGCAAAACGGUCACCGAAGAUCUCAUCAAGUUGAAUGAGGACAACCUACCGACGGUUUUGAUGGCACUUUUCAUCGAGAAAGCUACUCCAUUCAUCGAAGAAUGGUUCGAGGCUAUCGCCGAUAUCAACUAUCCAGGCUCGAAAAUUGAUAUUUUCAUCCACAACAAUGUCGACUACCAUAAGCCAACGAUCGAUGCGUUUUUAGAAAAGUACAAAGAUAACUACCGCUCGUUCCGUAUGGUUGACUACACUGACGAUUAUGAAGAGCUGGCCGGACGGUCGCUAGCUGUCAAUCAGUGCCUUAAAAAGAAAUGCGAUUAUCUAUUCGUAGUCGACGCGGAUGGUCACAUUGACAAUCCGGAAACCCUGCGUAAAUUGAUGGUGCAGAAUAGGAACAUCAUAAGCCCCAUGUUGAAUCGUCCGGAGAAGGUAUGGAGCAAUUUCUGGGGAGCGCUAAGCAACCAGGGCUUCUAUGCACGUUCAAGCGACUAUAUGGAUAUCGUCAGUAGGAAGAUCCUGGGCCAGUGGAAUGUUCCGUUCGUCUCUACUGUUUACCUGGUGAAGGCAUCAGUAUUACCGCAACUCAGCUUCGAGCUACAAGGUACCGAUCCGGAUAUGGCAUUCUGUUGGCAUAUGCGAUACAAGGGGAUCUUCAUGCACGUGAUCAACGUGGAAGAAUACGGUCAUCUGAUCGAUAGCGAUUACUACGAUACGACCAAGACUCAUCCGGAUUUCUAUCAACUGUUCAAUAACAAAUACGAUUGGGAGAAGAAGUACAUUUCGCCGGAGUAUUACCAACAGCUGGAAAAGGAUUACGUACAGACGCAGCCCUGUCCGGAUGUAUACUGGCUUGCGAUCGCGACGGAGAAGUUUUGUGAUCAUCUGAGGGAUAUUGUCGAAGCUUUUGGACAGUGGUCCGAUGGAACGCACAGCGACAAACGUCUACAGGGUGGCUACGAAGCGGUUCCGACGCGGGACAUUCACAUGAACCAGGUUGGGCUGGAACAGGUGUGGCUGAAGUUCCUGCAGUUGUACGUAAAACCACUGCAGGAGAAGGUGUUUAUCGGAUACUUUCACGAUCCUCCGAGAUCGUUGAUGAACUUUGUCGUACGAUACCGACCAGAUGAGCAGCCUUCUUUGAGGCCUCACCAUGAUUCAUCUACCUAUACGAUAAACAUAGCUCUGAACAAUGCCGGAAUCGAUUACGAAGGAGGCGGCUGUUAUUUCUUAAGGUAUAACUGCUCGGUAACGGAUACUCGCAAGGGUUGGAUGUUGAUGCACCCGGGUCGGUUGACUCAUUUCCACGAAGGACUUUUAACUACCAAAGGAACGCGUUACAUUAUGAUUUCGUUUAUCGAUCCAUGAACGUCGGCCUUUCCGCCAGCGUCAAGCGAGUGCACAAGUCAAAUGAAACUACUUAGCGUUUCUCGUCAACGUCGUCUAGUUAUAGUAUACUUAAGGGAGCGUUCCAUAUAAAUCAGAUCUGCAUUUCUUUCGUACUGUUUAAUGUGCCAUUUUGUUAGAUAAACAGUUUUCUUCAUUCACAGCAAAAUUUAAAGUCCGAAGUGAACAUAUCUUUUGACAUAGCAAUAUAAGAUGAAUUAUCAUGACAAUA